Molecule: messenger RNA, 394 nt
Organism: Clupea harengus (Atlantic herring)
Lineage: Eukaryota; Metazoa; Chordata; Actinopteri; Clupeiformes; Clupeidae
Gene: atp5f1e
Product: ATP synthase F1 subunit epsilon
Exons: 3
Coding region: 132-296 (54 amino acids)
Biological process (GO): proton motive force-driven mitochondrial ATP synthesis
Cellular component (GO): mitochondrial inner membrane
Molecular function (GO): proton-transporting ATP synthase activity, rotational mechanism
Source: RefSeq, a predicted model, not a curated record
GGGAUUAGAGUUGCGUUGAACAGGUUUAUGCCCAGGACCGUGGCCGGUGUCAGCGCGUGCACAAACUAAUUCUACUGCGUAUCUCCUGCGUAUCUCUUGAACGGCUGUGAACGAGCGUCACAUUUGCAAGGAUGGUUGCUUACUGGAGACAAGCGGGGUUGAGCUACAUCCGCUUCUCGGCCAUCAGCGCGCAGGCGGUGCGCGAGGCGCUUAAGCCGAAGGUCAAAGAGCUUGCGAUGAAGAACGCUGAAGCGAACGUGAAGGUGAUCAAGCCGAAGACCAUCCACAGGAGCUGAAGGCCACGUAUGAGACUCGGGCUGCUAGAAGAACAUGAUGUUGAGUCCUUAAUCACGGUGUAAUCUUAUUAAAGCUCUGAUGGUUGUAAACACCGUGA